AUGUCUGUCAAGGGAACAAAAUCUUCCACCAAGAAGCCAAAGUAUGCUACACAGCUACCUACAAAUAUCUAUACUUCAUCAAGUGAUGCUGGAUGUGGAAUCAAACUCCAAAUAGGCAAGGAAUAUCUUCUUGCAGGUGCUACGCGGUCGAAGGACUACUAUUUCACUUUCCGAUGUGGCCAAAUUAUUGAUGACAGCCCGAUAGCGUUAACAGACUUUGGAAUGCCGAUGGAGUGGAAGCAUGUGUCGGUGAAAACGAAAUCUGCACUUACAGCGAUCAACUGUGAUAACUUCCGUGACAUUACGACCACCAAUCAACGAGAUAAAUUUUUACGCUGA
Messenger RNA from Ostertagia ostertagi, 339 nucleotides. NCBI's taxonomy places the organism in Eukaryota, Metazoa, Nematoda, Chromadorea, Rhabditida, Trichostrongylidae. The record is from the annotation of a GenBank genome assembly.